AAAUACAGUGUUAAUAUGUAUCGUCAAAUUCGAUUUUAUUCGAAUACACCAAAAACGUAUAAAAACAUACCUACAUUCAAAAAAUUACCAAUCAUUGGACACGGAUACUUAUUUCGACCAAAAGGUGAAUUUUCGAUAGAACGCUUAACAGAAGCUAUAAAAACGUUAAGUUCGAGAGUUGGUCCAAUAUUUAAAUUAAAUUUGAAUGGUGAAGAUGUUGUAAUAACAUUAAAUGCAGACGAUGUAAAAACAAUUGUUAAAAAUGAGGGUCAAUUACCACAACGUCCAAUAUUUCCUGCAUUAGCACAUUAUCGUAAGAAAAAUUUUCAUUGUGCGGGAAUUGUUCCCGAAAAUGGUGAAUCAUGGUUAUCGAACCGACAAUUAAUCAACCCAUUGUUAAAAUCUUCUGUUACUUUAAAAUAUUUGAAUAAACAACAAGAAAUUGCCGAAGAUUUCGUCAAUUAUUUAAUUUCUGAACGUAAUUCUAAUGGAAUUGUGGAUGAUAUAUUUUCUCAUACGAUGAAAUUUACAAUAGAAGCUAUUUCAAUGGUAUCGCCAGGUAAUCGUUAUCACUGUUUAUCAAAAGAUUGUGAACACGCACAAAAAAUCAUGAAUGCUAGUAUUGAAUUCAUGGACGGAUUAUACAAGACAUUAAUUGCACCUCCAAUAUGGAAAUUAGUGAAAACUAAAGCAUACAAAAUGCUUGAAUCAUCACAUCAAAUUAUUUAUGAAAGUAUUGAAACAGAUUUGAAAAAUAUUUACAAUCAGUAUCAAAAAAAUCCUGGCGUGAUUUCGGAAAAUAAUCCUUUUAUGUUUGAACUGUUGAGAAGAAAACAUGUGGAUUGGAAUCAAUUUGUCAUGCUAAGUAUGGAAAUCUUUUUGGGUGGAAUUGAUUCAACAGCUACAACUUUAGCAAUGUUACUACAUUAUUUGUCUCAUAAUACUGAGAUCCAAGAUAAAGCUCGGGCAGCGUCCUUGGCUGGGGAUACCAUGUAUUUGCGUGCUUGUAUACAAGAAACUUUGCGAUUAUCACCGACUGCCGGAGCUCAUGCUAGAUAUUUGGUAAAUGAUACAAUUAUAUCGGGAUAUCGAGUUCCUAAAAAGACUUUAGUUAUGGCAUUUUUGUCAAUAACGUCUACAGAUGAAAAAUACUAUGAAAAUCCAUUUGACUUCAAACCAGAAAGAUGGUUAAAUAAAUCGAAUAAAAAUAUGUUUGCAUCUUUACCUUUUGGAUAUGGUGUUAGAAUGUGUCCAGGUCGAAGAUUAGCUGAACAAGAAAUAAUAGUGGCAAUAAAAGAGAUUUUAAGACAAUUGAUUUUGAAACCAAUGGAUUCAGCAAAUAUUGGAAUGAUAUAUCGAAUGAAUCGUGUAGCGGAUCGUCCAAUAAGAAUAAAAAUAGACACAAAUACAAAUUGCUAA
This is a messenger RNA of Chrysoperla carnea, 1419 nucleotides long. RefSeq names its product probable cytochrome P450 49a1. The coding region runs from base 16 to 1419 and encodes 467 amino acids. Gene Ontology annotation, molecular function: monooxygenase activity; heme binding; oxidoreductase activity, acting on paired donors, with incorporation or reduction of molecular oxygen. The record is from RefSeq and is a predicted model, not a curated record. The transcript has 4 exons. Lineage: Eukaryota; Metazoa; Arthropoda; Insecta; Neuroptera; Chrysopidae.